AUGGCCUCCAGGGAUUUGGUCAUAGGAGUGAUCUUCUUAGUCCAGACCAUGAUUGGAACCUUGGGGAAUUUCUCUCUUCUUUACUAUUAUCUCUUCCUUUCCUUCACUGGGUGCAGAUUGAGGCCCGCAGAUAUGAUUGUUAAACACCUGAUUGUGGCUAACUCCUUAUCCCUCCUCUGUAAAGGAGUCCCCCAGACAAUGGCAGCUUUUGGGUGGAACAAUUUUCCAAGUGAUUUCGGAUGCAAACUUCUUUUCCAUCUUCACAGAAUAGGCAGGGGUGUGUCCAUAGGCAGCACGUGUCUCCUGAGCGUCUUCCGGGCCAUCACAAUCAGCCCCAGGAACUCAAGCUGGGCAAAACUUAAAAGGAAAGCUCUCAAGCACAUUGACCUCUCUAUAUUCCUGUGCUGGACCCUCUACAUGCUGGCCAACAUCCUUUCUCCUGUCUACGUAACUGGCAAAUGGAGUAACAGGAGCAUCUCCAUGAAAAAGGAUUUGGGAUACUGUUCUGGGACAAGUAAUAACAAAAUCACACAAUUGGUACAAGCAGCACUGUUAUCCUUCCCUGAUGCUUUAUGUUUAGGACUCAUGAUCUGGGCCAGCAUCUCCGUAGUUUUUAACCUCUUAAGAUACAAGCAGUGGGUCCAGCACAUUCACAGGAACAUCUCCAGAAUUUUCCUUGACAUGAGGGCUACCCAAAGCAUCCUUAUCUUGGUAAGCACCUUCGUAAUUUUUGCUCUCUCUUCUACCUUUUCAUUUGAUUUGGCUCUUUCUGAAAAUCCCAGUUGGUGGCUGCUGAACCCCUCUGCCCUGAUCACUCCAUGUUUUCCAACAAUCAGCCCUUUUGUUCUCUGGAGCCAUGACCUUAUUGUGUCCAGGGAAUGUGCCGGCCCUCAGCCCUCGCAGCCCAAGGCCGGGCUGGAACAGGAGCGCAGCCCAGCGAAUAGGGAGCAGAAGUGCCCCGCCCCGCAGCGCAAGCGCACGCGCGCUUUCCUGCAGACCCGGAAGCGGAUCACGCGGAGCAACGGGCGCGCUCGGGUCGUCCCUAUCGCCUCUCGUGGCAUCGCCAUAAGACGUUCCGAGUCCUGUCGCUCGGUGCGGGACCCGGGAGUCUGCGUUCGUUUCUGGUUAAAAUCGCUCUGA
This is a messenger RNA of Ailuropoda melanoleuca (giant panda), 1140 nucleotides long. Its product is annotated as vomeronasal type-1 receptor 4-like. Gene Ontology annotation, cellular component: membrane. The record is from RefSeq and is a predicted model, not a curated record. Gene Ontology annotation, biological process: G protein-coupled receptor signaling pathway. NCBI's taxonomy places the organism in Eukaryota, Metazoa, Chordata, Mammalia, Carnivora, Ursidae. Gene Ontology annotation, molecular function: pheromone receptor activity.